AUUCGGAGAGAAUCGCCGAAAACGAUACCGGAAUAAUAAUCGAAAAGUGAUAAUCGUAAAGCCACAAUGGAUGGGACGAAAAGCGAGCCGAGCAAGAGCGGGGCUGUGCAACGGGAGUGCGGUGGUUGCGGAGAGGUAAUUACGGAAAGGUAUCUUCUCAAAGUGUUGGACAUGUUCUGGCACGAGGAUUGCUUAAAGUGCAACAGUUGCAAUUGCAGACUCGUGGAAGCUGGUCCCUCGCUUUACAUAAAAUCUAAUCUGAUAUUGUGCAAGAAGGAUUAUUUAAAAUUGUUUGGACUCACUGGCCAUUGCGCGGCUUGUAACAAAACCAUCCCAGCCUUCGAGAUGGUGAUGAGGGCGAGGACGAACGUCUACCAUUUGGAGUGUUUUGCGUGUCAACAAUGUAACUACAGAUUCUGCGUGGGCGACAAAUUUUUCUUGUGCGAGAACAAAAUCCUGUGCGAGAGCGACUACGAGGAGAGGCUGGUUUUUGCCAACAUGGCGGUCCAUCCACCAUCGACCGCGACAUUGGCGCAGAUCAAGAGACAAGUGUUCCAUCUUCAACCGCAGAUCAUGUCACCCAAUCCGCAGAGGCAAGUGAACGGAGAGACGACUCAUAAUCACAAUGGCUACGCGCCCGCGAGCUCGAGCGCCCAUAAUAUCCUCAACUCCAUGAAUAAUUUAAACGGUAUCAAUGCACAGGCACCUUACGAUACCAAAUGACAAACGAAGUAAGCGUCUGCCAUCGAUCGUAUCAUCCAAACGCGUUGCCAAAUUCGUUUAACAAGAACACGGACGUCUUCUAUCGUCGUCGUCGUCGACAUUAUCAUCAUCAUCAUCGUCGUCGUCGUCGUCGUCAUCGUCAUCGCCGCUAUCGUAGUAACACUCGGAAUUCGUUCGUUCGUUAUUGGCGUCUGAAAAGUCUGUUCGAGAUUCGUUCGUCGAGACAACGAUGAAACGAAAAUUCGAUCCGUGACCAAUAUAACAAUACGAACGUUCGUUGAUUCGUUCCGCCUAGACACAUUUUCCAAUGGCAACUUCUAUUUCUCUAAAAAUCUAAUCUAGAUAAUACUCUGUUAAAUCGGUCCCUAUUACGUCAUAUUAUUUCCGAACAAAUUUCCUCCAAUCUUCGCAAUUUAUUAUUAUUAUUAUCAAUGACGUAAUAGGUUGCCCAAAAUCCUCAAGACUGUACGAGUCGACUGAACAUCACUGCGCGUGAUGCGCGUGAAAAACGGAUUGGUGCUGUUUUAGACGAAGUUUAAUCGCGUUCGAAUUUCGCGAGUUAUAAAUGUAUAGGAACGUAAAAAUCCGAGGAUUUGAAAGGACUGAGAGGGGUGGGAAAAAGUGGGCGGGAAGCGAGGGACGAAAAUGGGAGAUGAGAGAAGAAAGAGGUCGGGAAGGGGAAAGAAUGCGCGGGGUAAACGGAAUGCUCAGGGGUGAUCAAAGUUUGCCCGUACUUGUAGCCGACUUUGCUUGUCCGUUGCGGGCCACGCCGGUAAAUCUAGCUUUACCACUGGACCACUGGACGAGCAGCAAGAACCGGAGGUGGAAGGAAUCGAGCGAAAUUGGCAGAUCGAAUCGGUGGGUUCGCCGUCCAAAACCAGCGAGCCCAACCACCCCUUGGGGCUCAUACGUUAGGGGUGACUUAAGCAUUGUUUCAAGUUCGAAUCUCCCGGUAGAGGGCCAGAUUGAUGUCACGAACUUUUCCGUUGCCUUAUUUGCGAGUCAGAUAACGAGGCUGAGUUAUGCCGAAACUUCUCUCUUUUCUCUCGGAUCGGGCCGAAUAAGAUGUUUUAUUUCCCCGAUUCGAAGCGCGCCGCGGCCAAGAUUUGUCGGUGGCACGCCUCCGGGAAGAGUCUCGCGAUCCCUCGAACGAUAAUAGGCUUACGCCUGUCGGAUACGAUAAUAUUCCGGGAAACGAAUACUUUUCUCCUAGUUCUCCGCGAUAAAUAGAUUUGCUGCGAUGAAUCGUUCGACGAAUUAUUCUCCACCAUUAUUUCAAACGAUCGAAACUUUUCCAGCGUGAGACGAGAAAUUUGAAGGGGCGUCGAAGAAACGAUGCGUAAUUAAAAUCGAUAAAAAUUUUACUGAGAAAAACACGUAGGAAAAAUUAAGACGUGCUUUGACGAUCGUUCGAAGAAAUUUUUCCAUAAGGUCGUGUCGUCAAUCGCGAUCUCUAUUCGCAAGUUCGAUCUCUUGUCCACGCGAUUCUCCACUUUUCUCGCACGCCAGGAUGAAAGUAAUCGUUUUUUUUUUCUUUUUGCGAAACGAGCCUAUCAUCGUUCGCCAUUACAUCGUUUUUAUCGAAUUUUUACUAUUCGAAAAGAUUUCGUUCGAUAUUUUAUAAGCAUAACGAAUACUUCCACGAUACUCCACGAUUUUACGAUUGAGCGAAACGUAGUUCCUACCGUUUUAAGCGUCUCUGGGACGAAAAUUCAAAGAAGAAUAGAUAAAGAAGAAAAGAAACCCGUAUCGUUCGUCUCGUAUCGAUUAUCGAUCGAUCGUCCAAGGAAAAACUGGUAGAUUUACGAUUAAUAGCGACUGCGCUAGGCGAUCUCUAGUCAUCAUUAUCGUGUCACCCGCAUCAUCGAGUAUCUGCUCCAUCGUACGUAUCCAAACUGCUUAACGUCGUAAACGUUAAAGAAGAAAGAAGAAAAAUAAAAAAAAACACCUUAGUCCAUUUCGUCUUAAAUACGCUAUGUACGAUGCAUGUAAAAUCUUCGAACGAGAAUACGUAAGGAAGUGUGUACGUUCGCUAGUAUAGAUAUGUUUUGUAUCAUAGUUCUAUCCAUAGAAAUAUUAAUUAAAAUAAAAUUACUGUUUCGAUGUUAA
This is a messenger RNA of Apis cerana (Asiatic honeybee), 2832 nucleotides long. Its product is annotated as LIM domain only protein 3. Gene Ontology annotation, biological process: positive regulation of transcription by RNA polymerase II. NCBI's taxonomy places the organism in Eukaryota, Metazoa, Arthropoda, Insecta, Hymenoptera, Apidae. Gene Ontology annotation, cellular component: nucleus. The record is from RefSeq and is a predicted model, not a curated record. Gene Ontology annotation, molecular function: transcription coactivator activity; DNA-binding transcription factor binding.